Molecule: messenger RNA, 715 nt
Organism: Cicer arietinum (chickpea)
Lineage: Eukaryota; Viridiplantae; Streptophyta; Magnoliopsida; Fabales; Fabaceae
Product: mitochondrial import receptor subunit TOM9-2
Biological process (GO): intracellular protein transport
Cellular component (GO): mitochondrial outer membrane
Source: RefSeq, a predicted model, not a curated record
AAAAUCCUAAAUUGCAAGAGCACGGUGUUAUCAUAAAAUAAAAUAAAAAUCAGAAAGGGGCAAAACUAAACCCUAGCUGUUGCUUUUACCUUUCUCACUCAUUUCUUGUGUUGUUUGGCUAUGGCGUCUCGACGAGGUGGUGUUUCUCUACCUGAAAGACCAAACAAUUCGAAGGACAAUUCAACCUUCUCCAUCACCAAGAUCUCACGCUCUCAAAUCGUUUCUUGGGGAAAGCAAACCGCAUCAGACACCUCCUUCGUCGUUAAUAAGCUUCUCAAGAGCACCGGAAAAGCUGCCUGGAUUGCCGGCACCACCUUCCUUGUUCUCGUCGUCCCUCUCAUCAUCGAGAUGGACCGCGAGCAGCAGCUUAACGACCUCGAACUUCAGCAGGCUAGCAUCCUCGGCACUCCUCCUAAGUGAUCGUCGUUUUAUCUCUUGAUUUAGGUUUUGGUUUUCGGAUAUCGAAUUUUCAUUGAUUGAGAACAGUGUUAUUCUGUUUCUAGGGUUUCUGAUUGCAAUAAUUCUAUGAUCUGUAGUUGUACCUUUUUAGGAACUUUGCAGUUAUGAGUUUUUGUGUUUUCUUACACUUGAGUAUUAAUAAUUACUAUCAUAGUUAAGUGUGGAAUGCUUGAUAUGUAAUUUGAUUUAUAUGCUGCUACUUACUAAUUUUUAUUAGAAUGCUCUAAUGCGAGUCUGCAUUAUUAUUUUGAAAAAA